Molecule: messenger RNA, 1914 nt
Organism: Cladocopium goreaui
Lineage: Eukaryota; Dinophyceae; Suessiales; Symbiodiniaceae
Source: the annotation of a GenBank genome assembly
UGAGGUUCGGACGGAUCCGGUUUGCUACAGCGUGGCCAUGGGAGCAUGUGAGAAGGCGAGCCAGUGGCAAGUCGCCUUAGAUCUCUUCGAAGCCAUGCCGCAGCAGCGCUUGCUGCGUGACGUGGUCGGCGUUGGCAACGCGAUCUGCGCGAUGACCAAGGGAGGCUCCUGGCAGGGUGCCUUGCAGCUCCUGAAGACCAUGCAGCAAGAGGCAGUUGAACUGGACACGGUGGUAUGCAACAGCUGCCUGAGCGCCUGCGCCAAUGCUGCACGCUGGCAGGAGGCCUUGGACCUCUUGAAGCUGAUGACUGACAAAAAGCUGCCGAAGACAACACCCACCUGUAAUUCGGUGGUUCGUGCGCUCGAAAGUGGUGGGGAACAUCGUCGAGCCGUUGCCGUACUGCUGCACGAGUUUGUGGACGAGGAAGUGCCAGAUGAAUGUGUGCGGCCAAGCAUGUUCAGGACCGCGCGGCCUAGCCAGAUCACUUCGCAGCUGCGACGCAGCAUUGCCGAACGCUUGGAGCGGCACCUGGACUUUGCGUUUCAAUCCGACUCCGGCUCCAUUGCCUCGCCGAGGCCACGUGGCCCGGAGCAGACCUUACCACCGCGGCCCGUGGUGGCGGUGGCAGCGAAGGAAGUUGGAUCGACGCAGAUCGCUCCAUGUCCUUUCUGGUGCACGGAAGAAGCUUCGCAGGCGUUGGAAGCUCUAUUGGCUCCACUUCGCCCCAGCGAGUGGAACCGAGAGGUGCCUUUCGCAGCCGAGCUGAAGGCAGCUUUGCCAGCGGCUUAUUCUGAUGCCCAGGUGGUUCCCUACGGCUCCAUUAUUUCGCGCUUUGCCGCGCGAGACGCAGAUGCGGAUUUCUCCCUUCUGCCCAGUGAUCCGCGUCAAGGCCAAGGACGCCAUGUGCAGCAACGGGUCUUGGUUGAAUGGCGCAGGGGGCUCUUGUCUCGUGGCCAUGAUUGUUCUGCCAUUGGUUUGGGCGGCCGGGUACCUGUCCUCACACUGCGCUGGGGUCCUUCAAAGUCACGCACAGCUGAUGUGACCAUUGGCAACCACUUGGGCAUCUACAAGAGUUUGCUCUUGCGAGAGUACUCCCUGCUGGAUGAACGGCUCUGCGACUUGGUGUUGGCCGUGAAGCGUUGGGCCAAGUUGCGUCAAAUUUCAGGGCAAACGAGGGGCUACCCGGGCGGUUACGCCUGGACCUUGAUUUGCAUCGCCUUUGCUCAGUGCAAAGCGUCACCAUCAGUGGUGCCAUCUCUGCAGGCGCUUGCAGAGCCGGAGAUUUGGGAAGAGGAUGGGCAACGCUACAACGUGGCCUGGAAGUCAGCCGAGGCUAUGCAUCGAUGCGAUGCUGCCACUUGGACGUCGGCCUCGUUGCUCUAUGCUUUCUUUGAAUUCUUCUCGGAACGCUUUGAUUUUCUCAACGAUUCUGCCUCGGUUCGUUUGGGUUGUCACGCUGUCAACGCGUCAAGAUUCAGGUAUUCAUCUUCCAGUCCGCGACUGUCUUUGGAAGAUCCCAUUGAAACUGACUGGGAUCUCGGGCACAUUCUGAGCGCGCAGCGUUUGUGUCGUCUGCGCGCUGAGCUGCGCCGUGCAGUGCGACGACUGCGAGGUGCUCCUGAUGGAUGUCUAGAGGCAGUUUUCCAAGCGCGAGGGAGGAAGUCUCCAAGAUAGGUCGUGCACGCGGGGGGGUAGCAAGGCGAAAAAAAAAAACGUGGCGACUUCCGACUACUUCCGACUUGACGACUCGAGUAGCCGAGUACCGCAGCUGGAGGUUCUUGGGCGGCAAGAGAUGGUGAGGUUGGCGUCAGCGUAGCUCGCGGUGAGGUGAAUUUCGUGCCACCAUUCUGGCGAAAAGAGGUCCUGCGGUGUUUCCUGACGCAGCGGGAAGAUAAAGAGAGCGGCAAUUUAGA